Messenger RNA from Microthlaspi erraticum, 1134 nucleotides. Lineage: Eukaryota; Viridiplantae; Streptophyta; Magnoliopsida; Brassicales; Brassicaceae. The record is from the annotation of a GenBank genome assembly.
AUGCAUUGGCUGGCAUGGAAGAAGUUGUGCCGUCACAAGCGAGAGGGGGGUUUGGGUUUUCGGACUAUUGAGGAUUUUAACACGGCUCUACUAGCAAAACAGCUAUGGAGGUUAAUGGAUUACCCGGAUUCGCUUUUUGCUAAGAGUAUUAUCUCUGCUCGAUCUCUGGUAAACAAAGGGCUCAUUAAAAGGGUCGGUUCCGGAUCAUCCAUCUCAGUUUGGUAUGAUCCAUGGAUUUCUGAUUCCCGCCCGAGGUCAGCUAUUUGUAUCGGUGUUAAUUACUAUCCCCACCUGAGGGUGAGUGAGCUAAUUAACACUCAGACUUCAACGUGGAAUCUUCCACUAUUGCAACAAUUGUUCGAGAGCACUGAAGUUGCUCGUAUUACUGGGAUUACGAUUUCUACUGGUCUUAAGCCAGACAGGACUGGAUGGAUGUUCACUCAAACAGGGCGAUAUACGGUUAAAUCGGGGUAUAAGGUCCUCCAGGAGUUCCCGGACGUGGAGGGCACACCGGUAUUCGGACCAGACACACGUAGACUGCAAGCUCAGUCCUGGAAAGCCCGGAAUUACAAAGUUUUCUCCAAUACGGAUCAAGAUCCGAGAGAGGUUUUGGAUUCUGCAAUAACAGAGGCUCGUGCAUGGGCCGCAGCCCAACCGGCUGGAGAGAUGGACAAUGUGCGGAUAGACAUAUCAGCGACGCAACCGCCUUGUGGUGAAUGGUGUCAAAUAGAUGGAGCCUGGAAAGAGUCAGAGACUCGAGCGGGACUUGGGUGGUACAAUCUAGACCCGGAAUCGGGUUCAGUUUUGGUUGGGGCCUGUAAUUUACGACGGGGUCUAUCCCCUUUGCAGACGGAACUGGAAGCGUUGGUGUGGGCCAUGCAAAUCAUGUUGGUCUACAAUAAACGGCGAAUGCAGUUUCAAACUGACUGCACUGAACUGGUGAAGAUGGUGUCUACACCGACAGCGUGGCCGGCGUUCGAAACACUGCUUGAAGAGGUGGAGAAGUGCAAGAGGCGGUUUGAGGCUUUCUCCAUAAUCCACAUACCGAGGACAACAAACACGAAGGCAGACAAGCUAGCACGGAGUGCUCGAGAUCAGCCUUAUGACGUGUAUUAUGUAAACAUCGCUCCCUGA